Cimex lectularius (bed bug) is the source of this 1474-nucleotide messenger RNA. It is a transcript of the gene Bub3, whose product is annotated as mitotic checkpoint protein BUB3. The transcript has 8 exons. Gene Ontology annotation, biological process: mitotic spindle assembly checkpoint signaling. Gene Ontology annotation, molecular function: ubiquitin binding. Gene Ontology annotation, cellular component: kinetochore; bub1-bub3 complex; mitotic checkpoint complex. The record is from RefSeq and is a predicted model, not a curated record. NCBI's taxonomy places the organism in Eukaryota, Metazoa, Arthropoda, Insecta, Hemiptera, Cimicidae. Bases 299 to 1291 code for a protein of 330 amino acids.
UUGGUCUUCUCUAAAGUCUAAACUGACUGCUGGUUUGCAACCUCCCAGCCUCCGACCUCAACCGUUUCUUAACGGUUCGAUUCUCUUCUUUGCGGAAUCGCAUUUCAGUUUUUCAUACCGGUGUACGUUAAACCCAGAAUAUUUUUGCAUUUUCAAGUUCGAUUUUGGCCGUUUUAUCUCCUUGACAGAAGUUCCACUGCUUGGUCCAGGCUGAUCUCUACUAAUCCCAGUAAAGAGAUCUCUUCACAGCUCAUGUUGAAUUUUUUUAUAAACUAACCAGUAAUCAUCAAUAACAAAGAUGCCGGCGGGAGAGCCAUCCCGAGGAGAGUUUCGGUUGAAUUAUUCAACAGAAGAGACUAUAUCAGCUGUCAAAUUCAGUCCUUCGUCAUCACAGUUUGUUCUUAUAUCAUCUUGGGAUGGGUCUGUUUCAUUGUAUGAUGUGCACAGCAAUACAUCCCGUUUAAAGUAUGAUCAUAACCGAAAACCUGUUUUGGAUGCCUGUUUUCAGGAUUCAGCUCAUUCUUUUAGUGGAGGAUUAGAUAACACUUUAAAGAUGUUUGAUUUUAAUGCAGGCAAAGAUACAAUUGUUGGGUCUCACAGCAACGCUAUAAAAGUGGUAGAAUGCUCUGCUGAACACAGUUGUAUUUUAUCAGGUGGGUGGGAUGCACAAGUAAAAAUGUGGGAUACAAGAAGUGGUCGUUGCAUAGGCAGUUUUCUUCAACCAGAUAAGGUCUACACUAUCGGAUUGUGUGGGGAAAAAUUUGUCGUAGGAACGGCUGACAGAAAAGUCUAUGUAUGGGAUAUGCGUAACAUGGGUUAUGUGCUUCAGCGUAGGGAAUCUAGUUUGAAAUAUCAGACAAGGUGCAUUCGUUGUUUUCCUAAUAAACAGGGUUAUGUGUUGAGCAGCAUAGAAGGAAGAGUAGCUGUAGAAUAUCUCGAUGCGAGGCCAGAGAUUCAAAGAAAAAAAUAUGCUUUCAAAUGCCAUAGGAUUAAAGAAGGAGGUGUAGAAAAAAUAUAUCCUGUCAACACAAUAACAUUCCACCAAGGUUAUAAUACAUUUGCAACUGGUGGUUCGGAUGGUUAUGUAAAUAUUUGGGAUGGAUUUAACAAGAAAAGAUUGUGCCAGUUCCAUCGAUAUCCUACUUCAAUAACCUCACUUAGUUUCAGCCAAGAUGGAGGAGUUUUGGCUAUUGCUUGCUCGUACAUGUAUCAAGAAACAGAUCCGGACCCAAUACCUGAAAGUAGUGUGUACAUAAGAUAUGUGACAGACCAAGAAACUAAACCAAAAUGAAAUGCUUAUUACAAUGCCAUCAUACAGCAUUUUCAUAUCAAUGUUAUACAUUGUUUAACAAAAGUUUCAACCCUAAAACUAGUACUUUAUACAAGUGUGGUGAGACAAAUAGGGAGAAUAUUUAUUUUUACCUCUAUGUUUUCAAUAAGCUACAAUAUUUUUAAUUAUUAUCUAUAUAAAUCA